GGAGUGGAAUCGAAUCGGACCCGAGUCUCAAAAAUGGCCGUGAGGCGAAUCGAAGUGAGAGCGCAGCUCGGAAAGGUUGCGUGCCGCUUCUUCAGCGAGACCGCCGCACAGCGAUGAAAUCGUAGGGCAGCUGCAUCCCAUCAGCGCCUCGCGUUCUCCGAGUGCUCGGCCCGUUUUUCCUCUUCGGCGACGAAGCAUGAAAGAGAAGCCGAACUCGACUCGUACCUAUGACGGGGACGGCUUUCGGCGAAGAGCAGCCUGCCUGUGCGUACGGAAGGAUGAAAGCGAGGUCCUGCUUGUUUCGAGCAGCAGCGCUCCCGACCGGUGGAUCGUGCCGGGCGGUGGCCUGGAACCCAACGAGGAACCCAGCACGGCGGCGAUGCGUGAGGUCAUGGAGGAGGGCGGUGUGCGCGGGCGUCUCGGACGAUGCCUCGGCACCUUCGAGGAAUGCGAGCAGAGGGUGUUGCUGAGAGGCAGUACCUUUGGCACGAAGUCCCCAGAUGAGAUGCAACUAAACUCGGAGAGGAAACACCGCACGAUGGUAUUUAUUUUGGAAGUCACAGAGGAGCUUGAGGAAUGGGAGGACUCCAAGAACAUAGGUCGCAAGCGGAAGUGGUUCCCCAUCGACGAAGCGUUGCGCGUCCUCUCCGUUUCAAAGCCUGUACAGUGCAAUUACGUUAAGCUGCUCAUGAAGAACGACAAGGUGCCAUGACCUUCAUGGCCACCUUAGUGUUGUUCGUUUUUUUUUUCCAACCCGUCUCCUUCACCACACCUCGUCCCGUUAUCGCUCGGGUUUCUUUUUUUUUUUUCUUUGCCCAUCCGACAGUCGUCGUUACAUGAGACUAACCAUAAAACGAGAAAAACUAAACACACCAACUUCGUAUACACGUGCUUAAUGAAUUUCUUCUUUGAUCCCUUGAGUUAUUUCCGAUGGAGCGUGGUUUAGUGUAUGGCUGAUCUGUUGCAUCGGUCAAGCCUGUUUGUGCCACCUCACCGGAGUGCACCUAAAAAAAACAGAAUCGGUGUUGACUUGAUAUAAUGUGUUGCAAGCUUCCACAGCUGUUAUACUCUGAAGCACACAAAUUGAAUAAGCCUGUUAUUGAGUGUCCGAAUUAACUUUGGACCUCGGGUGCAUGUGGCGCCAUCAUGCUGUGAGCUUUUGUAAGAUACUACAGCUUGUACUCAGAUCAGUCAGUCAAAGUUCCAGUUUGGUAUCGGUGCCUCCGCAGUUUCAGUGCAGUGCUAUAGUCAAGCGCAACCUUGCAUUGGAAGAGAUUAGGAAAGAAAAACUUGUGCGUAUCUAGCUGGAGGAGUUUAUGAGCCCUAAUGUAAAGAUACUUCAAAAUUUCGAGAAGUCUCCGAAGUCCAGAAAACUUUGGUGGAGUUCUUUUCCUGUUUCAGCAAUGUUCCUUUUACAAACAAUGCCAAAUAAAUGUGUUGCUAUUUCAUUCAGCUGAAGUGUUUUCAGACGGACAGACCCUUUUAAUCUUGGAAGUGAUAUGUCGUGACGGUAAGUUUACUGUCGUGUCCUUGUCAAAACAGUUGUGUACACAUGUUACACGAUGUAGAGAUCUUGGGGCAGAAAUAUCGCAGAAUAGCAUAGAGAGAAUCGCAAUUAUGUGGUUGGACAUUCCAGAUUUUCUGGGUUUUUUUUCACUUGAAGAAUGAAAGCUCGUAAAAUUCCACAUCCACAAUUACGAACAUGAAAUCAUGUGCAGCGUGUCAGAUUCGAAAAGUUGGCCCUGAAGUACAGUAGCAUUGGAGUUUGAGGCACGGCCCUCACGAAGAGAAAAUAAUUUCAAACUCCCACAUUUCGUUUUUGGCGCAAGCGGGCUCGACUGUAUUAGCAUGCGUGACUAACAUAAAUUUCUGAUUUCAUACCAAGAUAGUGAUAAUAUUCAGCUCCUUCACAUUUUCAGAAAUGUCUAACGACGUCAUUGGCAAGGGACAGUGAAAGACGACAUAAACAAAUACUGACUUGCACCUUAUGUUUAUUUUGAAAGAACAGUGGCGAUAUGUAGCUCGGAAAAUCAUGCAUGCAUGCUGCAAGCUGGAACCAGUCCAAAAGAAUAAUAAUGUCAAUAAUAUAUAGAAAGAAUGAAUUGCGUUAUUAGCAGUAAAGAUUUGCCUUUAUGUUCUUUGAAGAAAAAUUUCCAUUGAGUGUCUGUAAUUGUUUGUCAUCCUGCGACUUGCCGUUUGCACUGUUUAGUUUUCUGUAAAGAUGUACGAACUCGUAACAGCCAAACUGCGUCUUCUUCACUAAUAUCGUGCAUCCAUAAACUUCAGUUGUCGUUGUGUGCUCACGUUUCUGUUCAGUACACUGAAACACUCAUUGUACGGGCUGUCGGAUAUGGCGUGGAGAAAAAAAAAAUGAGAAAGCCUCUCCUAUAUCUGAUGGGCACGAAAGUGAAAAAAAAAAAAAGAACGAAGGAGAAAGAGAGAAAAGCUUUUGUGCCUGUGAAUAUGUAUGUGUGUGUCUGUGUAAAAGUGUGGCGAGUGCAAGAGACCGUUGGCGAUACUUAUUACGGAAAGAGCGGCGUAUUACAAUUGCGCGACAGUCCGUCGUCUGUGGGCGGGGGAAGGUGGGGGCAGUUGUGUGCAGAAUGCAAGUGAGAAUGUCUCCUAGCGGAAGUCUACAUCAUCGGGGUGAAGGCCAAGUUGAAGUGAAGUCAAUAUUUUGUUGCUCCCGAUUGCGACGGCCAAUUUCGAGAAACUGAAAACGAUUCAGUCUCGCUUCGUUAUCUUAUUUAGGGACAAGAACUUCGGGCCCUACUCUUCUUGUUUUUCCAUUUUUAUUUUAACCACAAACAUCAGCCACUUGGACUGGGCUGCACGUCAAAAAUGCGUCGUUUUGUACGUCUUUGUGUUUGAAAGAACGCUGAUGUCAUUACCUCGUUUUCUCAGAGGCCCUUGUCAAGUGUUACGCAAGCUCCGUUCACUACUGGAAAUAGAGGAAUGACCAAAGGCUCUCGCAGUGUCUUAAUGAAAUUGACAUUCUUUACCAACUAUACCUUUAACUUACAAAUGCACUGUUGCGCGUUUUCAAGUAGUAGUGAUUUCCGACGUAAGCUUAGGUCAAAGUAGUAGCUCAAGGCGACAUUGGCAUCGCGAUUUGCCGAUUUUCGAUGGCGUUUGGGGAUGCCUCCGUAAUGUAAUUUUACAGGAAGCUGCCUUUUUUUGUACGCAACUCGUCAUGUACAGUCUGCUUCAAAGAUGAGGACUGCUGUUGAGAGAGGCACUUUGCCUCUUCCAACGGCACGAGGUCGAAUAGUUAACGGUUGAUAGUUAACGAGUCAACAUUGCCACCACAGAGAUUUGAAUGGGCGUUGCGGAAACGGUUGUUGCGGAGUGAAUGCUUUCGGAUUGUCUGUGCAAAAUGUCCGUGACAACUUCGUUAAUUUUUUUUUCCUGAGUGUGUACGUGUGUGUGCGUUAGCAGCCCUUCCCUGCUUAUUUUAAUUUUUUUCUCGUCUGCCUCGGACAUUGCAAACGUUUGCUGCUCCAGACAUAAACACGCCCUCCCGGAAACGAUGGUCGUUUUUACACGAGAAGAGCCGUUCUGUGUCGCCUACGCUUGUUUUUCCUCGAGCUGUGUUCUCUCCCGGCCAAACGAAUAAAAAAAAAAUCUUAACGCUGUGCCGUGGCUGUUGGGCAUGGGAGCAAAGAAAAAAACGACUUGGAACACAUUCAGGUUGAUAUCUCAUUAAACGGUUGAUUCGGUGA
Messenger RNA from Rhipicephalus sanguineus (brown dog tick), 3722 nucleotides. Its product is annotated as diphosphoinositol polyphosphate phosphohydrolase 1. The transcript has 5 exons. Gene Ontology annotation, cellular component: nucleus; cytoplasm. Gene Ontology annotation, molecular function: endopolyphosphatase activity; diphosphoinositol-polyphosphate diphosphatase activity; bis(5'-adenosyl)-hexaphosphatase activity. Bases 197 to 712 code for a protein of 171 amino acids. Gene Ontology annotation, biological process: diadenosine pentaphosphate catabolic process; diadenosine hexaphosphate catabolic process; diphosphoinositol polyphosphate metabolic process. Lineage: Eukaryota; Metazoa; Arthropoda; Arachnida; Ixodida; Ixodidae. The record is from RefSeq and is a predicted model, not a curated record.